AAUUGUAAAAUUCAAAAAGCCUUUAGCGCAUUCUGUCAACGUGAAUUCUCAUAAGCCGCGAUGGAAAUAAUUCAUCCUUAUUCAUAAACACCGAUCACAUUGUUUGAGAAAUUCGUCCCUACUUUUGUAAAAGAGAAUUGUAUAAUAGUGAGCGUUAUAAAUAUUCAUAAAUAAUAGUAAAAUAAUGUUUUUUAAGUGAGUAAAAAUAUAAUUGUUAACAUACAGAACAAAGUGCAUAAGUUAAAGUUCAAAAAACAAAAUGGAUCCUUUUACACAGGUACAAAUUCAUGUUGAAGAAAAAGAUAUUGACCGUGAACAAAGUCGCCUCAAAUUAGUAACGGAGGAACCUACUGCUAAAAUACGCGAUUCCUCACGUAGCCGGUUGCAACGCCUUGGAGCUCUUUAUGCGAAUCCCCACGACCUUUCAUCGCCAAUACAUCGAACAGAGGAGCAGUUCUGUGCGGAUUCACCUAUUAAAGAAGUUUUCGAAAACAGUGAAAAAAAAGUUAAACAACGUUACGGUAAAUUAGCUGAACUGGCUUGCUCCAUCAAUCAAUGGGAGGAUGAUGUUUCUCAUCACGACCCACGUCCUGUCAGUGCAGUACCACCUCCCAAACCAGCUUUACCAAGUAGAAAAGUUUCCGGUAUACCGCCAAAAAAGCCAGCCUUGCCAAGUAGGAACACUCUAGGUGAAACGCUUACCAAAGUUAAAGUUCCCACGCAACUGUCUCCGGUGUCAAGUGAAGGAGCCGACAAACAGUCAAUUGAUGAUAUAGAACAACUAAAGUCAACCAAUACCAAACAAUUGACAUGUGAUCUCCAAGUGAUGAAUUCAUUGGAAGCACAAGGGUUUGAACGACGUGAGUCAUCAAUCCUAAAACCUGCAUACGAAUACACAGAAGUGGAUGAAAAACAGGCGAUGGAGGAGCUAGAUAAUGAGUUGAAAGUUGAUGAAAAUAAACCCCAAGUAGUGAAUUUGGCUAGUAGAUUUUCGAAGGCUGUAGAAGAAAAAAGUAGUGCAGCCCAUCCUCUUAAGAUGAUAAAUGUUAAGGCUGGCUUAGUAUCCGGACGAGCGGCUGCUUUUGAGCAGAAAACAAGUAACACUCAGCAAUUAUAUCGUCAACAGAAAGAUCCAACAGAAUUGUCGCUAAAGGAGCGUAUGCAAUUAUUCGAAAGAAACAAAGGGGGCGCACUUAUGCCAAAAGCUGCUCUCGGUAUGGCACCAAGUAUAAGUAAAAUUCGACAGGGAGAAGCUGCAUUGGGCAAAGAAUUAGGUACAAAAGUAGCUACUGCGGCCCUCGCGUGCAACAAUGUCAGCUCAUCAUCUUUAUUACCCAGAAAGCCAAAUGGCGAAAAUCCAUUGCGAGAAAAAGUGGCGGCACUUGUAGCGAGUACGUCAACAAUGGCUGAAAGCAAACUUAAAACCGAAGUACAAAAACAACGACAAGAAGAUGUGCAAGUUCGUGCAUAUCGUUUCAACAAACAAAAAGAAGUACGCGACGAAAAUGAGGAGCAAAGUGUACAGUCGGAAACUCUGCAAACGCAGUCUAACGUGGUAUCUAGCACAAAACAUAUAACAUCGGCGCCAAGACAUCCACACACACCACCACCGCCUCCACCAAAACCCAAAAUCAUAUUGGACGGGACAAAAAAACGUCAUUCACCUAGCGAUAUUCUUGAUGAUGAUGAAAGCAAGCGUUCGCGUAAAUCUGUAACAGCUGCAUCUCUGCGAAAUCAAAUGUAUCCCGCACUAUCAGAUUUGGAAUCUGAUUCAGAUCGGGACAAUGAUUGCACGACGGCGACUAUACACGUGCACAGUGUCGCAGAGGAGCACACACGCAUGCUUGCAGUAACUGCUGAAACUGACCGUCCUGAUAGUGAUUUUGUUGAACAGCAUCAACAACAACAACAUAGUAAUAUUGACGAUGAAAGUUAUAUGGAUUCAGAGGAAGCAGACGGCAGCAGUAUAACCAUUUGCAAUGGUAAUUUGGAUCGUGUGAUAAAGCAGGUGGUACAAAAGAAUCACCGCCAACAGCAACAAGACCAGCAACCGAAACCAGUAAAGGAGGUACGCAAUGCUGAUAAGAAAGAAUUUUAUGGCUGCACUGAUAGCUCAGUAUAUUCCUCUGAAGCGUCAGGAGGGGUUGAUGACUUCUUGGAUGAGGCUUUAGAAGAGUGCGGCGAUGAUGAUAGUACGACGAAGGAAAGCGCUGAUGACGUGUCGAGAGAAAGUAAAGCCACAACAUCCUGCAAUAGCUUCUUUUUUUGCAAAACACCAAAAAAAUACACCAGCUAUCAAACUAUAUCAGAGGAAAAUGAUGAGUCGGCAUCGAGUUCAAAAGCAGCUACUUGCAAUUCGCAACCUGGGAAACCUGUGCUGAGUGUUACUCGUGGGAAUGACGACAAUACGGUCACUUUGGUGCACACUAUCAGCUUUUACAGACGGCAACAGGGCGACAAUAGUGCCAACUCGACUCCAGUGCGUACGGUGUCGCAUGAGCGGAAGGUAUUACGCUCCGAAAUCGCCAGCGCUGCGUGUGAAGCUAUGCAAAUCGACUAUUCCAAGCAGCAAAAGCUGCACGACCAAAACAUCACACAUAAUGAAACGUACGUGGUUGAUGGCAAUCCAUCCGAAGAAACUGAGUCAGAAGAUAGCUAUUUAGUGCAGGAAAAGAUUAAAAAGCUUCUAGAUGAAGUCGGCAAACAGCAGACGAUAAUUGCACAAGCCAGCCAAGCACUGAACUUGUGCGCGGCCACUAUAGAAUUUUCCGGUUCGACAGAAUCGGUCGAGGGCGAGCGACAUUUGCUUGUAGCAACACAUCGCCGUGAAGCCUAUUUAGCCGAAGUACAACGCCUGCGCGUAGAGAAGUGCUUGAGGCCAUUAGGUGCGUUGCGCGACAAGGGCCGUCUCACUGUUAAGGAGAUAACCAUACCACUGCGUGAAGAUUACAUACGCAAACUGGCUGGCGAUACCAUCGCUGGUCAUCAUUUGGUUUGUUUACUUAAAUGCGAUGAAAAUGUUUUGGCGACGAAAACGAUGCCUACACUCCCCGGUCUGCUAGCAGUGAAAUUCCCAGAUAUAUUGCAAAUGGAUAACGUGCACGCCGAUUUUAAGAUUACUCUCGAGAUCUACGGGAUGACCGCCCAACGUGAAGUCCUACCUCACGAGGUGAAAUAUCAUAUAAAUCGAAAUAAAAAGUCCGCUAUCAAAACACCUAAAAAGAAGGGCAGCGAAAAUCAUUUAGUUAUGCCACUCGUUCAAAGUCCAGCUGGGCCGAACGCCGUUCGUACUCCUGCUUUGGUGCAGUAUGGUUGUAUCACUUUUUCCCUACACGAGAUACAUCGCACGUCUUGGACACUAACCCAGGUUCUCGGCUUUAGUCCAUUGGAAGGUAUGCUACACAUGAAAGCCAACUGUCAAUUAGCUUUUUUGGUAGAGCAUCGCGGCUUUCUCACCAUGUUCGAAGAAAUUUCUGGAUUUGGUGCGUGGCAUCGUCGUUGGUGUUAUUUAAAUGGGAGCAUACUUAAUUAUUGGAAGUAUCCCGAUGAUGAGAGUAAGAAAGCGCCUAUCGGCUCGCUUGAUCUGUACGCCUGUCGUACGCGAAGAGUAACCAUUGCGCCUCGUGAUAUAUGUGCGCGUCGCAACACUAUGUUGCUUGAGUUUGUGCGACCCGUGAAAGAAACUGAUGUGGAGUCGCUUACUAUUGUGCCAAAUGACGGCAAUACCAUUGUACGACAGCUUCUCUCAGCUGAUACGCAAGAGGAAUGUGUGCUAUGGUGCGCAUACUUCAAUAAAGUCCUAUUACUUCUGCAGUCCUCCGCAAAAAAAGCUUAGAUCCCACUAUCGUCGCAAAUAGCACAAUCUGCGCCGGUUUUGUCAUUGUAGAUCUGUACACAACUGAUAACUUCCCACAAUCAUUUUAUGAGCGGUCUAAAUUAUGUAUCAUCGCAGGUUGUGGCAAUUUUUCUCGGUGCAUAUCGGCCAAAAUACAACUGCGACGAUAAUCGCUACAACACGGUCAUACUAUCGUGCUUGAUGUAAUGAAUUAAGUCAUUUAUUUUUGUUGCUUUGGAAAUUAAAAACCCCGACACCCAUUUUCGAAAAGCUAGCCCGGUGUGCCAGUGUUUGGCUUAUACCCUUCGCUAUUUGUCUAUUGGUGAUAACCGCAAAAGCCUCUCAGCUUUUUUUCGCAUUGAUCCAAACACAAUGCUCAGUAUCUCGAUAUAUAUUCAUACAUAUAUUGUAUCAAAUGCAAAACGUUUUCGUUUUGCACCGUGCCUAAGAUGCCAUCAACACAUCAUUUACAUAUAUAAAAAUAUAUAUUUUAUUAUAAGUUGACGUCGGAUAUAAUGAACGCACUUCAGACUGUGGCAUUUUAAUUCUUUAUUAUGACAAAUAAAUGGGCCAAAACCAGUUCGUAAAGUUAACUUACCAUCUGUGUUGGUGGAAGACGAUAGAUUUAUAAUGCAAAUUAACUUGCUAAAACCAGGUCAAAGUAUUUUCACUUAUAUUAUAUAACAUCGGGAGCAAGGCGAAUAGUUGAAAAUGCUUUUUUUUUAUUAUGGUGAGGCGAUUCGAAGAACUCUUCUCUCGUCCACUUUUUAGUAAUAAAAAAUCCCAAUUAAAAGCAGCAGAUCGAUCGCUUUAAUGAAACGUAAAUGAUCCCUCAACCGUUGAAAAAGCAACAGAAAAAAUUCCAAGUUUUUACUUGUACAACGAAUCAAAGGCUGUGAACCAAUGAAUUGUCUUGGUUGUAUAAAGUAUUAUAAUAUAUAUGUAUACAAAUUUAAAUUAAUGUUUAGAUAUUAUUUGUACGUUUAUUUACUUUCUAAAUAAGCUAGAAAAUGCAUCGAACUCAAAAUUAAUUAAAAAUAUACAUAAUACAUAAAACUUUCUCUA
Molecule: messenger RNA, 4900 nt
Organism: Anastrepha ludens (Mexican fruit fly)
Lineage: Eukaryota; Metazoa; Arthropoda; Insecta; Diptera; Tephritidae
Product: anillin-like
Exons: 11
Coding region: 260-3835 (1191 amino acids)
Biological process (GO): septin ring organization; mitotic cytokinesis; actomyosin contractile ring assembly
Cellular component (GO): actomyosin contractile ring
Source: RefSeq, a predicted model, not a curated record